CAUCACCCCACUCUGUUUCUCUGUUAUUUCUCUCUUGAUUCUGCCGCAGUCGUGUUCAGACUGGUUUGAUUUGUUGCUGCUGUUUUGCGGCGGCCGGCGCGAAUCAGGGACAGUAGUGGUGGGAACAGAGAUGACCACAGCCAAACCAGGCGCUGGGCACCAGGUGACAGGGUCACUGCAGAUGGACAGAGUGCAGCUAGUGAGAGGGAGGAGAGAGGAGAGAGAGAAGAGUCAUGAGGAGGUUUUGCGUGAUAAAGAGCAACGUGUACGGCAGCAGCUGGAGCAUUGUGCAGACAAACGAGGGAGGAAGAUGGAAGAGCAGAAAAGAAGGGAGGAGGAGAGGAGGGCAGCAGUGGAGGAGAGGAGACGACAGCAGGACGAGAAGGAGAAGGAGAGACUGGAGGCCCUGGUGAGAAGAAGGGAAAGAACAGGAGAGAGGGACAGACAGAUGGGGGAGGACAGCAGAUACCCUAUGGAGAACAGGCCUAAACGCUGGACCUGGGGAGGACCACCCGGAGGGGAAGAGGGUAACCCUAAGACCCCGCCCUCUCAUGCUAUUGGCUCAGCUCUGCCUCAUCAUCCCGCCUCUGCUGCCAGUCCCAACCAAUCCAGGAACGUGUGUGACUUCCUGACACCACCCUCCCCGGACCAGCCAAUCACUAAACGCCUCUCCAACUCUUCAGCCUCCCUGCACUCACCAGAAAGAGCAUCCCCCAGCCCCCAGCGACCGGCCUACAAAUGUUCCCCCUCCAGGAAGGCAAGCAAUGGACCCCCGGAGGACAAGACCCCCAGAACACCCACAACAGAGAAAGGCCCCACCUCCUGUCUGACUGACUCUUCAAUGAGACGCCUCGAAUCUCCGACCACGCCCACCCGAAGCUCCUCCCCCAGAGCCCAUAGCAAAGCAGUGGGCACUCCCAAAAGGGUGAGGUCGACUAAGAGUCGUGCCCAAUCCCCCUGCUCCCCGGGACAGUACCCUCCCUCCCCCCUCCGCCAGCGACCCCCGGUAACCGAGGGCAACCAUGAGGCCAGGGGUCAUGGAACCCUGGAGAGGAAGUCCUCCAAGCUGGACGCAACAGAGAAGAAGAUCCCCAAGUCCUGCAGCAGAGACCUGGCGGCAGAUUCUCCAGGUACGCCCACAGGCAGGAACGUUGCCGGGACAACGGAUGCUGAGGAGGCGUCUAGACUGUUGGCUGAGAGGCGGCGUCUGGCCAGAGUACAGAAAGAGCAGGAGGACAAACUACGACAGGAGGAGGAGAGGCUGAAAGCUGAGGAGGAGCUGAGGAGAGAGCAGGAGGCGCGGGAGCGGCAGGCGAGAGAGGCACAACGAGCAGAGGAGGAGAGAGAGAGACGGGAGGGGGAGAGAGAGAGACGGGAGGAGGAGAGGAAGAGCAGAGAAGAGGAGGAGAGAAGGACCAAGGAGAGACGAUGGAAAGACAUGCAGGAUCAGCUGGACCGAGAGAGAGAGGAGGCGUGUCUGCGUGCUCACAGGGAGGCAGAGAGGAAGAGGCAGGAGAGAGAGCUGCAGCAGGUACAGGAGGAGCAGGAGAGACUGCAGAGGAAGAAGCGGAUUGAGGAGAUCAUGAAGAGGACGCGUAAGAGUGAAAAGGACUCCUCAUCCUCAGGUGUAUGUGAUGUGAACAGGGGCCAGGCAGGGCAGGUCAGGGAGCUGGAUCAGGAUGAGUCCCCCCUCAUCACGCUGGGCCCCCUGGAGAGAAAGACCUGUGGAGGGGACGAGCUGUCUGACGGGGUACAGUCUAUGGACGUCAGCCCUGUGUCCAGGGAUGACUUGGGUAUCGUUCAGGACUUCUCUCCCGUCAGCGAGGCGUUAAACAGCAUGAGUAACGCCCGAACCCUGGAGCACCUCCUGGACCUCACCACCCUGCCAGAAACACCCCCCUACCCCAGGCUGCAGCCAGGCAGUGCUGCAGCCAUGGGAGACCUCAACAAGAACCUGCUGAUACAGGGUUAUAACCCCGCCUCCUUAACUAGCUCCUCCCCCAGGUCCGCCCAGCUUCUCCACAGCCUCAGCCCUGGCAAACUGGACGUCUAGUAACGAGGGAACACACACACACACACACACACACACACACACACACACACACACAUACACACACACACACACACACACACACACACACACACACACACACACACACACACACACACACACACACACACACACACACACACACAUACUGCAUAUCCCACACACUGUGCAGUUCUGCUCUAAUAUUCAUUAUCCUCUUUCGCCAGGGUAUUGUAUAGGACUAUUGGCUGUUGGGUGAAAAGAGAAGCUAGGAGCAGCAGGGGGGUCUCUGCUCUCCUCCUUCCUCACCAAAACUAGAGAGUGGGACCAGCUCCACCCCCCCCCCCCCCUCUCUCUUCAGGGGAGAGGCCAUCCCCAUGCACACCUGGACUCCACAGAGAGCAACUGCUCAAUGUCUGGCUCCCCCCUUAUAUCUACAACUCAACACAUCUACAGCUGAAUUCCCCUAUGUAAACACACACUGACAUGUGCAUACACACACACACACACACACACACACACACACACACACACACGGUUAAUACUCUCCCAGUAAAGUAAAGCUUUUUCUCUAUGCUCUGGCUGUAUGAUAUUGUGUAUAAAGGUGCGUCAGUGUUUGGAGGCUGAUGUAAUAUGGUUGUGUUAUCCUCCUGUAGCAUUAAUUAUGUGGUUAACACUGACCAUGUAGCACCUUCACUGGAGAACACCUCCUCCUGUAUAUACUGUAUACUGUUACACAGCUGUAACUCUAGGUAGAAGUUGCACCUAACCACAGAUCUAGAAUCAGAUUAUUCUAACUCUCAUUAACCUUAACCUUUGGUCAGAUGAAAAUGUAAUCUGACCCUGUAUCAGUGGUUAGGGGCAGCGUUUGCCUAUUUGUUGUAACGACUACGUUAGGAGUUUCUUUCUGUCAGUGUUUCUAGUGGUGGUCGGUUAUGAUCAUCACAGCACCACUGACACGCUGUACUGCUGCUGUUCACCAGGAGUCUACAAUCGCUAUGUAGAACUCAGCUAGCCAGUCUAAAUGUUUGCAUCCUGCAACUGGAGAACCUACUCAUCUACAGAUGUGGAUGAUAUAGUACAGUAAGACAAAAGUCUGGCCUCAGUUGAUAUGCUUCUGUCCACCAACGCACCAUAGCUUUAGUGGUGCGUAAAAAAACACGUGGAACACUGAAGCAUUUCUUAUUAUAAUCUGAGCAAAAAGAAAACUGUGAACAGUCUUGUAUUUCUUGCUAUUUGCAGGGCUGGGGGAUAUUGAAAAGAUGUGGUGUGUGUUUUUGGCUUGCUGUGUGUGCGCUAGCUGUGGUUUAGUUACUGUCUGGUCGUGUAACAGCUCUGAAAACACUCAUCCCUACUCUGUUCUGGAAAUACUACUCUCUCUAUCUUGCCUCUGCUCUGAACUGGACUGUAUAUGCUGCAACUCACAGUUCUAGCAACUAGCAGUCAACCUACAGCAGGGGUCUCCAACUUUGGAGCUACUAGGUGGUCCUGGAGCUAUUGGGUGUGCAAGCUUUCGUUCCAGCCCUAUAGUAACACACCAGAGUCCACUAAUCAUGGUCCAGACUGAAGAUGGCGAUUAGAGCAGGGCUGGAACAAAAGCCUGCACAUUCAGUUAGUGAACCCUGUCCUACAGUAUCUCAUCAGUCUGUGUAAUCACUCAGUCAAUCAACAGCUAUAUUCACUAUGACUGUGGCAUUACCUCAUGGAGAUCUAUCUCACUACAGAGGACACUUCAGUCUGCUGUCUACUACUGCUGGGAAUUCUACCAAUCAUACAUGCUUCCUGUACUGUAACGGUCUUGUACUGAUCUUACUGUAACACUUGCCUUGCUUUGCUCUCAGGGUCAGCAUGUGUGCUCCCUCCUCUCAAGGUUUCAAUCUCUGUUUCAGUUCCCCCUGAAGGGUACUGUGAGGUGUCAACCACUCCUCACAACCCAGCUAACCCUGUGAAGGGAUGGCCACUGACUAGUGUCUAUAAUGGCUCUAAUGUUGAUGCUGUAUCUCAAUUACUGGACUAGAGUAGGUAAAGGCCUGGAAUGUCUGUUUAUCUUUGCUGUCUUCAGUGCACUUGACUCUUGAUUUAGUUGCCAUGUCUGUCCGUCCAUCAGCCAGUCCGUCCAUCUCUCUUCCUCUCUCUUUCUGUGCUCGUUCAUAAUCUAAUGCUUUCUUUGUAUCCCAAGGGUAAAUUAAGUAUAUUUAAGACUUAAGGUCAGAAUGUUAUUCACUAAAAAUCAGUUAACACUGUCACUGCAGCUUGGUGGAAUAUAUAACUGUAGACGUGGUGCAUGGAUCUAACUGCUGAAAACAACAAUAAAAUGUCAUCAAGCCA
This is a messenger RNA of Salvelinus fontinalis (brook trout), 4357 nucleotides long. RefSeq names its product MAP7 domain-containing protein 2-like. The record is from RefSeq and is a predicted model, not a curated record. The transcript has 15 exons. Gene Ontology annotation, biological process: microtubule cytoskeleton organization. Gene Ontology annotation, cellular component: microtubule cytoskeleton. The coding region runs from base 131 to 2053 and encodes 640 amino acids. Lineage: Eukaryota; Metazoa; Chordata; Actinopteri; Salmoniformes; Salmonidae.